UCUCCACUUCUCACGGCCCCGACUGCUUCAUCGUCGUCGACCCCUUCCGUCGCUCUUCCAGCCUGAUACCGCGUCGGUCGCGUCUCUCCCCGACUCGAUUGCAUGGCCCACAUGAUGUAUUCCCAUCACCAUGCGACCAUGGCGCCGCCGCAGAAACCAGAGACUUUCAUGCUGAGCAGUGAAGCCCAGCAGAGUCUGCCGCAGGAUGCCCAGGUCGCCCUGCAACAGGUCGAUAACUUAAAAUAUUUCUUAAUCUCGGCCCCCGUCGACUGGGCCCCCGAUCAGUACAUUCGUCGCUUCCUCCUCCCGACCGGCGAGUACGUCUCGUGUGUGUUAUGGAACAAUCUCUUCCACAUCUCCGGCACCGACAUCGUGCGAUGCCUGUCCUUCCGCUUCCAAGCCUUCGGCCGCCCCGUCAAGAACUCCAAGAAGUUCGAGGAGGGCAUCUUCUCCGAUCUGCGAAACCUGAAGUCCGGCACCGAUGCCUCGCUGGAAGAGCCCAAGAGCGGCUUCCUGGACUUCCUCUACAAGAACAACUGCAUCCGGACCCAGAAGAAGCAGAAGGUCUUCUACUGGUACAGCGUGCCCCACGACCGCCUCUUUCUCGAUGCCCUCGAGCGGGAUCUCAAGCGGGAGAAGAUGGGCCAGGAGGCCACCACCGUCGCCGUCAACGAGCCCGCCCUCUCCUUCGAGUUCGACUCGUCCCAAUCGCUGUUCGAGCAGCUCACCAAGGCCCAGCAGGCCAACUCCUCUUCCUUCUCCGCGCAGCAGCCGGCUUACGCGCACCCCCAGUCCCAAUCCACCUCCCCCGUCAUGCGCGCCAUGGAUGCCAUGCCCCCGCCCCAGAUGAUCCCCCAAACGAUGUCCAUGUCGGAUGAGAUGAACAGCAUGGCCGCCUAUCAGCAGAUGACCAUGGGCGCGCCGAGCAUGGCCCAGCAGGUCGUGAAGCGCGAGACCGAUUUUGGACGCGUGCAAUACAACCAGAACGGGGUCCCCGUCUCGCAAGCCCACCAACGUCACUCCUCGAUGCCUGCGUUUGGCCUGGAGUACUCGCCCGCGCCUUCGUUUGUCUCUUCCCACUACGAGGACUACAGCACCCGGGGCCUCUCGUUCGAGCCCAUCACGCCACCCCAGCAGUCCAUGGGCAUGGGAACGGAGCCCGCGUACAUCGCAAACGAGGAGACCGGCCUCUAUACGGCCAUCCCUGAUCACAUGGGGGCCGUCGCGCUUCCCGGGAUGAUGCAGCUCCCCCCGUCGAAUCUGGCCGGUCCGCAAUUCUCUCACGCGCCUCGAGGGUACGGAUCGAGCAACGUCUUCUCCGUGAUUGAGGGUUCCCCAACCUACAAGCAGCGCCGGCGUCGCUCCUCGAUCCCUCCCGGGGUGGCCGCAGCGGUGGCUGCUACGGCGGCUGGACACUCCCACCCCGCCCACCGCCCCUCGGAUCUGAGACGCUCCGUCUCCGUCUCGGUGGGACCUGUUGCGGAGGGUGAUGAGUCCGGGGACAACUCGCCUCCAGGGCUCAGCUACAGCAACCAGAUCCAGCAGAUGUCACAGCAUCACAAGGAACUGAUCGAGCUCUCGAGACAUGGAACUCCGCUCUCCACCCUGGAAGAUAGCCCAGCCAUGAACCCCAUGAACCUACAAAACCACAGCGACUUCAUCUCAGGCGAAGAGCUCUCAGGUGAAAGCCCUGUUCUCGGAUCCCCUCAGCGCAGACCCAUGCAAGGACCCAAUGGCGUCGUGCGGAGGGCGAGGAGCGCAACCAUGAUGGAGCUCGGCCCGUACCCCCAAAAAUCCCACUCGUGUCCGAUCCCUACCUGCGGGCGUCUCUUCAAGCGUCUCGAGCAUCUCAAGAGAACACACACCCAAGAGAGACCAUAUAUCUGCCCCCACUGCAACAAAGCCUUCUCCCGAUCGGAUAACCUCGCACAACAUCGUCGAACACACGAUCGCAGCGAUGGGUCGGAUGGGACGUAUGGCAACUACAGCGGCGAGGAAGAGGAGUACGAAGGCGAGGACCAACUCGGAUCUCUCGAGGAGGCCUCCCCAAAUUCCGAGAACGGGUUCCUGCCGACAAGCUUGCCUCAAAAUUUUCAUAGUCUGAAUACGAUGACCAUGAAUUCCGGUAUGGCUGCCCCCGAUCAGUUCAUCAACGCUCAGCAUCUGAUGCAAUCGAUCUAGUGGCCGCUUAAGAUGCGCUCCUUUCCAUGUUCGACUUCUCCUAUAUGUUUUUAUUGGUGUGCAUAGCCCCGCGUUUAUCUUCACCGCGUCAGAGAUGCAUACCCAGCCCAAGUUUUCUUUGUCACUGGUUUCGAUUCUGCUUCAUGGAUGUACGGGCGCGAGAUCUGCUCUUGGAUGAUGACCGUUAUGA
This is a messenger RNA of Amorphotheca resinae ATCC 22711, 2371 nucleotides long. RefSeq lists its product as hypothetical. Gene Ontology annotation, cellular component: Tec1p-Ste12p-Dig1p complex; Ste12p-Dig1p-Dig2p complex; nucleus. NCBI's taxonomy places the organism in Eukaryota, Fungi, Ascomycota, Leotiomycetes, Helotiales, Amorphothecaceae. Gene Ontology annotation, biological process: sexual reproduction; regulation of DNA-templated transcription. Gene Ontology annotation, molecular function: DNA-binding transcription factor activity. Bases 103 to 2181 code for a protein of 692 amino acids. The record is from RefSeq and is a predicted model, not a curated record. The transcript is spliced from 4 exons.